AUGAGCGCCGAUCACCUAAAAUACGGCGAGAAGUUGUGGGUCGAGACGCCCCUGAUACGUUCUACACACCUCUCAUCGCUGCUGCACUGCAAUGUAUACCUCAAGCUGGAGACGCUACAGCCAUCUCAAUCUUUCAAAUACCGUGGAAUUUCCCAUUUCGCGCAGCAUGCCCUGCGCACGCAUGGUCAAGAUGUCCACCUCAUAAUCGCAUCGAGCGGUAACGCUGGGAUCGCUGCCGCUUGCGUUUCCAAGGUCUUCAAGCUUCGGUGUACCAUCUUUCUGCCUCAGGGAGUCAGCGACUCUACCAUCGAAUUUAUGCGUAGAGAAGGCGCAGAGGUUGUGGUCACGGAAGGUACCUAUUACUCGCAGGCACUGCAAUGCGCGAAGGCGGCCGUCGAAGCCGAACCCAAAGCAGUGAUGGUACCCGGAUACGACAACCCUAUACUGUGGGAAGGGCACGCAAGUAUGGUGCAUGAAAUCCAGCGCCAGCUGCCUGACGGCACACGUCCGGAUGCUAUUUUCUGCAGUUUGGGUGGUGGCGGUCUGGCGGGUGGCAUCAUAGAGGGUUGUAAAGUUGUUGGCUGGGAUGACGUACCACUUGUAGGCGUCGAGACCCAUGGCUCAAACUGCUUCUACCAGUCGCUGUCUCUGAACGACGGGCCAUUCGUGGGAGAGGCAGCCUCGCGGGCCAUCUCCGAAGGUACCAAAGCAGAGAAGAACGUCGAGCAUGGCGUGAGCGUCGCUCACCUUUCGUCGUUGCCAUCGAAAGCGACAUCUCUUGGCGCGUCCUCGCCUUCCGGGGCGGUGGUCAAGAAGAUGUUGGAAAGGAAGGGCGGCGUGAGGAGCGUGUGCAUCCCCGACGAAAUGGCGAUGCAGGCUGCUCUCAACUUCGCAGAGGACCACAAAACGCUGGUUGAGCUCGCAUGCUCAGCAACUAUCGCCCCUGCAUACAAACCGAGCGUCUUCCGCAAGUUGGUGCCGGAGUGCGCACCAGGUAUGAAGCUUGCAAGUAUCGUGUUGGUCCUUUGCGGUGGCUUCAAGGUCUCGUUGGCCGAGAUGGAGGAGUACAGGCGGAUUGUGGCCGCGGAUGUGGUCGCGGGAGGAGAUUGGGUCAUCACAUGCAACGGAGAAACAUUCGCGGCUUCGAAGGUGUAG
This is a messenger RNA of Trametes versicolor FP-101664 SS1, 1155 nucleotides long. Its product is annotated as tryptophan synthase beta subunit-like PLP-dependent enzyme. The record is from RefSeq and is a predicted model, not a curated record. Bases 1 to 1155 code for a protein of 384 amino acids. Gene Ontology annotation, biological process: L-threonine catabolic process; L-serine catabolic process. The transcript is spliced from 5 exons. Gene Ontology annotation, molecular function: L-serine ammonia-lyase activity; threonine deaminase activity. Lineage: Eukaryota; Fungi; Basidiomycota; Agaricomycetes; Polyporales; Polyporaceae.